UUUUGAAAGAAGACAUAUUAAUAUUAAAAUCGAACCAGUUUAAAUGGAGGAAUCGAUAAAUGGGAAGAUUUGUUAUCGUCUGCGAAGGAUCGGUGCUCCUGCUACAAUGCAAGACGUUGCUGAUGUAUUUGUGUGAGUUUAAUUAAACUAGGUUUGGCGUGGUCCACUGCUAAGCUAGUUUUUUUAUUUUUAACUUUUCCUGUUUAUAUUAUAUUAAAUUUCCUAUAGAUUGCAACAAAAUAUCACAGUUAUUGGCAGAGCAAAAAAUAAUGUCGACUUCUUUAUCGAUUCAUCCAAAAACAAAGCAUUGAUCUCCAGAAUUCAUGCAAGAAUUUCAAAAUCACAGUAUUCACAGACACAGUGUGGUGAGGAUGUGUUCAAAAUCCAUGACGUCAGUCUUAAUGGUACAUAUGUGAAUGAUGUCAAGAUCUCUACUGAAGCUUUGUUAAGGCCUGGAGAUGUUGUAAUAUUUGGUCACGUGCAAGGAGCAUGUCUUGAAAGUGGAAAUUGUUACAAACAGUUAAAUUCAGAGUUCAAGUUUUUGGUAAGUUCAUGACUAUAUUUGUUUGUAGAAAAUAUGUUUAUAUUAUUGCAAAUUUUCAAUCCACAAGCCUGAAUCUUCAUCAGUGCUAUAAAUAGAGAUCACAGCUUUAUAACUGGAUCUUUUCACUACUAAUAGGGAAUCGACUACAGGAAUUUAAAGGAAAUAAAAUAGUGACCACCUUUGGUGCCAAAUUCAAUGGAUGAUGUCAUUUGUUGAAAUAGCACCAACAUGGCCAAAUCCUGAGGAGUUUCACUCAUACUUGCAAAGAGAAUAGUCCAGUUGUAUGAUAUGUGUCAAAUCCUCUAACCUCUUCAGGGAUUACAAUAUCACUUGCGAAAUAAGGGAAUUGUGCCUUUAACCAAAUCAGCACAACACCACCUUGUUUCAGCAAUGAAAUUUCGGGCUGCAAAGCAGACUAAUGACACCAGGAUAGUGCCAUAAUCUGGCUUGUCAAGAUCUUGAUUGAGAACUAUACGAUCUAGGCAAUCUAAUCUUGUUUUCAGGAUUAUACUUUCUGUUUUCCUUAUAGUUUGAAAGUUUUCAUGAAGCAGGGAAUGAUUUGACAAAUAUUGAAACUAAGCACACCCAGGAAGCAACAAUGGAAACACCAACCACAUCAACUGUGCUGUCAGAAAACUGUCCUACAACAAGACGUGUGUUGAUGUUUGAAAACAGUGAUGACAAUGACUACAUGAUGUUGCAAGAAUACGCUUCAACUGCAGUUUCUUCUUUUACCAAAGAGAAUGAAAGUGACGAGGAUCUACUUACUGUAAAGUACACACAAAUAUUACCCCAUGCCAGUUGUGAAAACAAUAGAAGCACCAAAAGCCCAGGUAAAAACAAUAGCUUCAGUGAAUGCAGAUCAUGAUGAUAUAUGACAAGAUAUUAUGCGUUUUCCUCUCCCAUUUUUCAUCAUAGGACAAAAUGCAGUUAGUAGCAGUCACAAGGGAUAAUACAUUUUUUCUGGGUUGUAUACUUAAUAGUCGAGUGAUGACAAAUGGUAUCAUGUAAUGUCAUACAAUAGCAGAAUAUACCCAACCUUUAUGCUUGUGCCCCUAAGCUGGGACCAGCCAGCUUGAAUGUGGGUCUCCGCACUCCCAAGAAACCCACUGAUGUCUGCGAACAAGGCUAAGAUGAAGAAGGAUCAUAUAUGAAUAUCUGUUCUUAAUGUUUUAACAUUUGUAAACAAUUUGUUUGUAAUAUUUCUCAUUUCAGAGAAGAAAAGACGAAGAUCAAAACAAGAGUCUCAACCAACCGAUGACACUUGUUCUGCUUCAAAGUGUAUAAAACCAGAGGGCAAGAUUAUCUCAUGGGUUCAGUGUGAUGACUGCGAUGAAUGGUAUCAUGUUAAAUGCUGUGGACUCUCCUUGAGACUGGUUAAAGUUAAAAAUUCUAAAUUUCACUGUGGAUGUUCAUAAUAAACAAAAAUUGUUGGUUUCAGGACUCCAACCAACCAGUUUAAAAUAAUCCAACCAACAUUUUAUUGACAUAAUUGCAAAGAUUUCUCAUUUUUUUAGUUGUGUUAAUAAACAUUGGCAUAGGAGUCAGGGGGAAGGGAUCGGGGGAGGGGAUCGGGGGGAGGGAGGGAAUAUUUUGCACAGGAUCAGAUACAGUAAAACUAGAGGUAAUUAUAGAAAAGAUGGUAUUUGAAAUAAUCAUUUUAAAAAAAACUGUGAGCUCUUUUUAAUGUGCAGGCAGUUCAAUUCUUAAGUACAAUUAUGCUUCUUUUGCUGGCUAUUACUCCACCAAGUCAUUCAAACUACCAAAGUUCAGCCCACCCCAACUUAAAAUAUAUGUAGUAUCCAACUUGACUCUAUGUAUUUAUCUACAACUGUCUAUAAUUUUGCAUCAUAUAAACAUGCUAAACAUGUGGUAAACUUACUGAAUGACAACAACCAAUCACCAACAAUGUUAAUCCUACAACACAUUGUCUAUUGAAAAACCUCCAAAUGAAUACAGUAUAUACAUGAUUUAUGUUGAUACAGACUUGGUAGAAUAUCUCUCUUACAGUAUACUCAGACUGACUGACAAUGUUUCAAAAUCAUUUCCAGGAGGAUUGCCUUCAGUGUUCUAAAUAUCUACAUGGCUCAUUUAAAUGCCCAUUUAACAACUUUGUCAGCAUGGCCAGCUAUAGUAAAACAUCAACUAUUUUCUAACCAAAAGAUAUUUGGCCACAGACAAAUAUUUUGGUUCUGCAUGUAAAAAUGGUAUUAUUCAUUUCAAUCAUGGAUUUAAUGUGAACCAGCAAGGGUGACAAGGAGAACAACUAUUACUGCAAGUAUUAAGAAUGGCAACCAUGUCUUUACGAAUGAUCCAAAACUAAAAUAAAAAUACGCUUUAGUUAUUUCUAUUGAUGAAAUUAUUGAAAUAUCUAUAAU
Molecule: messenger RNA, 2922 nt
Organism: Paramuricea clavata
Lineage: Eukaryota; Metazoa; Cnidaria; Anthozoa; Malacalcyonacea; Plexauridae
Source: the annotation of a GenBank genome assembly